AUGCUCCAGAGGAUGACCAUGGUCGAGCUGGUGGAUGUCAUGGAGGCCUUUGGCCAGCAGGGCUGCAAAGGCAAUGCAGUGGCACAGGCCAUUGCAGGGCGGUACCGCGCCAACGGUGGCCGCAUCUCCCGCCGGAACACCGCACGGGCCAUUCAAACGCUGGCGAUGCUGGAGGCCGACUCGGAGCUGCUGGAGCUUCUGAUUGGCGAGUUGGAGGGUUGGCAGGUCUCGGACCCCGACGGCUCGGAGCUGCGGCCGCGGCCGGCGGUGGGGGCGCUGUGGGCGCUCUGCGCCCUGCAGCAGGUGCCAAGGACGGCGCAGCUCAUUGAUUGGCUCCUCUCCUUCCUGUGCCGCGAAAGCGUGGUGUCGCUUGUCCUGGCUACCAAGUCCCAGGCCUUGCUUCUCUUCGAAAGCCUGUGUGCCGUACAGACGGAUGCUCCGGCCAUUGCUGCCAGGCACCUGGAAGCGCUCAGCGCGGUGCACUCUACGGUGGCUGAGCAGGUGCUCUUCGACGUGGGCGCGCCCCUGCGGGGCGCGGCAGAGCUGCUGGCGCUGCCCAGUUCGACGCAUCGUCAACUGCACACCGGCCAUGGAGAGGAGCCAGCGCUCGGAGCCCUUGAAGGCGAGCUGCCUUCCACCAUGCCAGGCCGCUCGAUGCUGGAUGAGCUAGCUGUGCACUGGGAGAUGCACCGGCACGGCAAGGAGCGACACCUCUCCAAGGCGAAGGAGCUGCUGGGCGCCGUACUGGCUGCCUUGAGCUGUGCGCCGGUGCUGCGGAAGGCGGCGCACCCCUUGGGCCCGGCGGCCGGAGAGGCCACCCGCGGCACCGGGGGCUUUGAGCUCCAGUGGCCCGUGGGCUGCUAUGACGUGGACUGGGGCCAUCCUUUCUUCCGCAUUGGCGUCCUUGUGCUGUCGCCCAAGGACUUCCUGCAAGACCCGGGCUCCACGGCCCUCCGCGCGGCCGCGCGCCUGCGCUUGCGCCAGCUGGAGGAGAGAGGCUGGCAGCUCACGCUGCUGCGCUCUUCUGAGGUGGAGUCUUCGUUGCUGCCAUGGCAGCAGGAUCCGCAGGUCUUCAACCAUCGGCUGCAGGCGCGUGUGGCGCGAGCCAACAAGAUGUAUCCGCUGGAGCAGAGGCAGCUUUUGAGGCAGCUGCAACAAAUCUCCAGCGAGGAGCGAGAGGAGGAGUGGCAGGGGCUACAGGAUUUGCUGGUGGAGCAGUUGCAGCGGCAGCUGGACUUUGUGUUUCCGGAUGCUCUGCUGGCAGGUAUGUCUCGGAUCCCUGCGCGCGCGGAGAAAGGGAGAGGAGUGCGCAGCUUGCAGUGA
This is a messenger RNA of Effrenium voratum, 1323 nucleotides long. The record is from the annotation of a GenBank genome assembly. Lineage: Eukaryota; Dinophyceae; Suessiales; Symbiodiniaceae.